Molecule: messenger RNA, 2990 nt
Organism: Betta splendens (Siamese fighting fish)
Lineage: Eukaryota; Metazoa; Chordata; Actinopteri; Anabantiformes; Osphronemidae
Gene: ggt1b
Product: gamma-glutamyltransferase 1b
Exons: 13
Coding region: 195-1913 (572 amino acids)
Biological process (GO): regulation of inflammatory response; peptide modification; glutathione catabolic process
Cellular component (GO): plasma membrane
Molecular function (GO): glutathione gamma-glutamate hydrolase
Source: RefSeq, a predicted model, not a curated record
UUUUAAACCCACGGUGAAUCUUCCUGCAGUUUAAAUUUAUGCUGAGUCAUGGGCUCCGUGUGAGAAUAACGGUGUCCGCUUUGUCUCCUUGUCUGUCUCAUGGUCAUUUAGGAUUGAGUGAUGCCUUUUUAGGUGGUGCCAGGUUCAUUCUUAGUCAUGGUUAAACUAAGGCUUCGUUGCUUCUGAUCCACACGAUGGUGAGGAAGACGGUGACGGUGUCGCUGGCCGUGCUGCUGCUGGCCUGUGUUGGCAUGUUCGUGGGCGUCUUCUUCGGGGUGAGCAGGAGGCCGCCCCCAGGCGAACGGGUGUACCUGAAGGCAGCUGUGGCGGCCGACGCUGGGCCGUGCUCCGAGGUCGGCAGAGACGUUCUGGCGCGAGGCGGCUCCGCCGUGGACGCCGGCAUCGCCGCUCUGCUGUGCGUUGGACUCAUGAACACUCACAGUGCGGGAAUCGGCGGGGGGUUCUUCGCCACCAUCUACAACGCGAAGACUGGUAAAGUGGAGAUCAUUGACGCCAGGGAGACGGCGCCGCGCAACGCAACAGAGAACAUGUUUGGGAACAGUACAGAUCUGUCCCGUACAGGCGGCUUGUCCAUCGCCGUACCAGGGGAGAUUCGCGGUUAUGAGCUGGCGCACAGGCGACACGGGAAGCUGCCGUGGAGAGACUUGUUCCAGCCGAGCAUCAAGAUUGCAGAGCGAGGCUUCCCUUUGGGCAGAGCUCUGGCCUCUGCCUUGUCCAAAAACAAGGACACCAUCGUCAGUGACCAAUCAAUGUGCGAAGUGUUUUGUGGCAAAAAUGGUGACAUCUUGAAGGAAAAUGACACGAUAAAAUUCCCCAAGCUUGCAGAGACCUAUAGGAAAAUAGCUGACAUGGGUCCCGGCACCUUCUACGAGGGACAACUAGCUCAGGACCUUGUGAGAGAUAUUCAGGAAGCAGGAGGAAUCAUCACAAUGGAGGAUCUGAGGGAUUAUGUGCCGAGCCUGGAUGAGAACCCUCUAAGGGUGAACGUGGGGGAGUACGCCAUGGUUGUUCCCAACGCCCCCGCCAGCGGCCCCGUUCUCUCGCUGAUGUUCAACAUCUUGAACGGCUACAAGUUGACCUCUGACAGCGUUUCAACCACUGAGAAGAAGAUCCUGACGUACCAUCGCAUCGUGGAGGCGUUUCGUUUUGCUUAUGCAAAGAGAACUUUACUGGGAGAUCCCACAUUUCUCAACAUCACCGACCUCAUCCAAAACAUGACGUCGACGUCCUACGGCAGCAGCCUCCGUCAGAAGAUCACCGAUGACACCACGCAUCAUAUGAACUAUUACGAGCCGGAGUUCUACCUGCCCGAGAACCACGGGACCUCGCACGUCUCCGUCGUAGCGGAAGAUGGAAGCGCCAUGGCCGCCACCAGCACCAUCAACCAAUACUUGGGCUCCAAGGUCAUGUCAAGGUCAACAGGCAUUCUGCUGAAUGAUGAGAUGGACGACUUCAGCUCACCGCUCAUCACGAACGGCUUCGGUUUGCCGCCGUCGCCGAACAACUUCAUCAGACCAGGGAAAAGGCCCAUGUCGUCCAUGUGUCCAACCAUCCUCCUUGAUAAAAACAACAAAGUGAAGAUGGUGGUCGGCGCCUCAGGAGGAACAAAAAUCACCAGUUCUAUCGCUCUGGUGAUUCUGAAUGCACUGUUCUUUGACUACGAUCUGCACAAAGCUGUGCUGGACCCGAGGAUCCACAACCAGCUGAGUCCCAACGUCACCGUCGCGGAGCCCGGCUUUGACCAAAGCGUCAUGGAUGGGUUGGCGCUGAAGAACCACCAGGCGGAGUACCUCGACUCAACCGGGGCCGUGGUGCAGGCCGUCGUCCGCGGCGUUGACGGACUUCACGCACAGUCAGAUCCACGCAAGUGGAGCUAUGCUGCCGGCUACUGAGCCCGGAAACAACCAUGAGGCGGCUCUGUGCAACGACACUAUGUAUAUUUAUUUUAAAUUAAAUAUAUUAAGCGAAUGGCUUUGUGACUCUCAGCAUGCAUUUAGUUGUUUGACUGCUUACUGGUUAGAGUUAGCAUUUUAAAAACUCCACAUUAAUAAGCUGGUGGUUGACAAGGUCAUAGUCGCUCUCUGGACUGGUUAAGAAAAGGUUUGGUUAAAGUCAGGAGAUGCUGUGACUAUCUGGAUGCGGGCAGGUUUGAACUCUAGUCCACCAGAGCCUCCAGAGGAUAAUAUUAAAGCAUCUUCACUCAUGUUACCUGCUGCAAUAACAGAUUCCUUAUUCAAUUUCCCUUCAAGGCCCAAUUAGACCCAGUCCCACUCCUACAUCAUAAUAAACCCGAGAGUUAUGCAACUUCAGCAGAGAACGCAUUAACUUACCCUUUAGGCAUAAAGAACUUUCAAGUAUCUGUGUAUCUGAGUCUUCUCAGCUGUUUAUUUAUUUCAUCUGUCUGCCUUGGGUGAUAUUAUGACGGUUUAUGACCAAAAUUAUGCAAAAAAUACAAAUAGCAUGUGUAAGAACAUCAAAUCACUGCUGCUGGGACACUUUGCUUCAUCAAGGGACUUGAUGACUGAAAUGCUGCUACUGGAAGUCACAGUCAUUACAGCAUCAUUUAGCUCCCUUCCAGUAAAGAGACAUUUUCUACAACACAAUGCUUUUUAACUAGGCGAUAUAUACAGUGUAUAAAGGCAACGCUAACGCUAUGAGGUCUCAACUCAUUCUCAUCUAGUGCCUCAAAGGAAAACUGAGAAUCCACUCAUUACUAAUUCAUUAGUGUCUCCUGUGUCCUUUGUCUUGUCAGGAAACAUGAAGUAGAAUAUUACUGAUCAUGUUACAAUAAGAAUGAGAGCAGAGAAACAAAUUAAGACAAGUGACUACUUUUGUUUUAUUUUUGACAUGUAAAUAUAAAAGUACAUACAAAACGUUACACGUAUGAUAUUAAAAAGGUACAAAAAUCAGUACGACAUGUUACUGUAACUAACUACUAGAUACUAUAAAUGUAAAGUGAGGUUCUUUUA